Messenger RNA from Rhagoletis zephyria (snowberry fruit fly), 4880 nucleotides. RefSeq lists its product as uncharacterized. NCBI's taxonomy places the organism in Eukaryota, Metazoa, Arthropoda, Insecta, Diptera, Tephritidae. The record is from RefSeq and is a predicted model, not a curated record.
CAUUUCAGCUCUGCUAAAGUACCAACAAUCACCACAACUGUACAAUCAUCGCUGGACUCGGACCAAACGACGCAGCUGAAAACGACACGUGAUCCAGUCAAGCGUCCACCCCUCUACCGACAGGACUACUCAACCUGCGUCGACUCGAGCGAAGCACAAUCGGACGAUAGUCAUUUAACACGCGACUCUGUUACGCGUGAAUCCCAAAACGACGAACUCUCCUCGUCGACGCUCGACAAACUCGACCUUAGCACUCUACCAUUACCGGCCCUACCACCAAAGAAGCGACGCACCCGUCUGCGCGCCAGUCCAUCGCGGCAUCACAGCGGCAGCAGUCGGCGUGCGUACGAGCAUGAUUUGGCUGCGCCUGUUGGCGGCGAAGAAACACGACACACAGCUGCCUCUGCUGCGCAUAUAAGUUUGCAAGCGGUCGCCACUGGCAGCGGUGCUGGUGGUGGUAGUGGCGGUAGCGGUGGCAGCUGUGGCGAAGCAACGCCACAUCUCUCUGCCUUUCAGCAGUACGUGGCAAAGCGUCGCGAAAGUCUCGAAGCAUCAUCGCGCAGCUUCAACGAAAAACUGGAAGCGCGUAGAAUGCAUUACCACAUGGGUGGUGGCGGCGGUUGCGAGAGCGGCGUUGGCAGUAACGCAAGUGGAGGACCAAUGACCGGAGGUAGUACUCAUAUGCCUACCUAUUUAUUUGGUGAGCACUAUUAUGGAGUGCCUAAGAAGGUGACGGGCACGCGAAAGUCGCCCCACGGCAACAAGGAGGAGAUUUUCCUCAACAAAUCUGGUUGGGUGCAAGUGAAUACGAAGCGCAAUAGCGAUGAGAAUCGAGGCGUUGGUAGUUAUCGAGCCGCAAACUAUGCGCAUCAGAACGGCGGCAGCAUCGAUGGUGAAAGUGAGCGAGAUUUGCGACGUACAGUGCGCGUCAUACAAAUAGAUAAUACCCGACGGUCGGAUAGGGCACGACAGGCACUACAACAACAUCAUCAAUAUUCGCUCGAUCCCGCAUUUGGCAUGGGCAAAUAUCCGGCGAGCAAAGUAGAAGAGCUGAUCCAACGUAAUCAGGCGCGAGUCAGCAAUGCUGGUGGUCCGGUUUUCGUAACGACACGUGACAAUGCUCUACGGCCCGGCUAUCGAAUCGUCGAUCCUCAAUUGGCCAGCAUUCUCAAUGAACGUCCCGGUUUCCUGCCUGUGCGUAAUUUGCACGACGCAGAUUCACCGCCACCCAUUACACCCAUACUCUCUCCACCACCCGCCUUCCAAGACAGUAGCAAAUCCAAAUACAUUGAUCGACGUAAAACCAUACCGAGUAGACAGCAUCAGUCGGCGCUGACUGCCAACAAUCUGCAUGCAGCGAACAGCAAUGGCAGCACCGUCAAGGGUAUGGUAUUCUCUCGAAGCUUUGAGUAUGACACACGUCGAAAUGCGCCAGCUGAUAGUUAUGUGGAAACGUUUUCGCGUAGCUUUGAUGGCAAUCUCUGCGAACGGCCACCGCUGCAGCGUGAUCGUUCGCCCAACUUCAGCUCGCUCACCGGCAAUUCACCCAACUAUCUGACGAAGAAAGAUUCGGGUGGCGGCAGCAGUGGCAGCUUACGUAGUCGUGACAAUUCACCAAAAUACCAGCAUCCACAGACCACUGCCUAUCUGAAUGCUUCGAUAAAAGAAGCGCCUCCCUCCUUUAGUUUGGCUAGCGCGAAUCCCAAUGCGGGCUCCAGCAGUCGCUAUUCGCCGCGAUCUCGACACGAACGUUCCUUCGAGCGGUCGAAGAGUCACAAUGUGUUGGUGCGUUCGCGGAAGUCUCAAUUCAAUCGAGUGGCUAGUGGUGGUGCUACAGUGGGAAUAGGUGCUGGAGGCAGCCAACCGCCGAUGGUGAGCGUUGGUAUGUCACGCUUUCGCAGCUUCGAUACGACGGCGAGCCAGCGACUGAAUUCAUGCGACAGUGGAGCGAGAUCAGAUCUCUCCAACGACGAGUUAGAUUGCGAUGACGAUGUAGGCUCCAAUGAAUUCCUCACCGCCAAUUAUCACCACAGCAUAUCACCGUUAAAAACGCAACGCCAGCGUUCACUUACACCAGAUCGCAACGAAUCGCAUAGCUCAUCGAGUAGCAUAAGAAAGCAGCGUUCUCUCACGCCAGAGUCACGAUCGCUCACGCCAGAGGACCGACGACGAAAAGGCGGUUCGCAAGCAUCGCUUAUGGGAUCGCGACAAAAUUCAAGUUCUCGCAGCAAUACGCUCGAACGUAAGCAGCGAUUAACUGAAGGACAGCCAUCAGCGAACAUAUCGCGCAGCUCCUCGAGCUCAAGCUACAGUGGUGGUGGCGUCGUUGAGCAUGACGGAGGCGGUGGCGUAGGUGCAGGUGCAGGUGCAGGUGCGGGAAUGCCAACAACUUCUGUAGUAGGUGUUGUUGGUGUUGGCGCUGGAGGUACAGGUGGCGGCAUUGGAGGUGUAGUCGCUGCUAUGCCCGGCAGUGGUGGACGCUCACAACAUCGACGUUCCCUUGGGCGAAACGCCAAGCAGGUGGAUGAGCAUCGCAUAAGGAGAUCUAGAUCUCUACAGCUUAGCGAACGUUCACCCAAUCGCACACACAAAGUCAUUGUAUCCAUGGGCCAAUCACAAGGCUCUGGUGUCGCUUAUCACACAGCGAAUGCGCAGCCAAUUUACCAACAAGCCGCCGUGCGCGUAAGCAAUGGCGGCGCUGCAACAGCCCGCCCACCCAUACGCACCAGCAGCAAGUCGCAGUCAUUGCUGUUGACCAGCAGUAACUCUGGUGCCGGACGUACGCGCAAUAAUGACAUCGAUAAAAGUCGCUCCUUCGACUUUGACUACUGCAAUUACAAUAAUCAAGUCGCGCUGAAGGGGCAUAGUCACGUAAGUGGCAGUGGCGGCGGAGGUGGCGGCAACAAUCAGAAUGUGCCUAUGCGCUUGGACUUUGACAAGAGCCGCUCAUUCGACGAGGACUACAGAGAGCCGCUGAGUAACGUCAGCAAUACAUUGACUGCAGCGAAUGGCAUGCGUUACUUGCAGGCUGUUGCCGAUGAGCGCAGCAACAAAACCAGUCGCCUGCGGCGUUCAUCACCCGUCGGCAGCGGUGAGCGAAACUCACGCUCGCCGCUCUCCGGCUCGUCGUGCAACAAUCUCAACUUACCACGGCAAUCAACAAGUCCCCAGAGUUAUGGCACGCGACUCUGUGAUCACGAGCUCACCUACGACAUGCUGCGCAAAUCACUCGAUCGCUCGCCGAUCAUGGACUUUCGACGCGGUGACAGCGGUGAAUACGAUUUGCCGCCAGCGCUGUUGCGCAAUCGUGAAACGAUCAACAGUGGCGGCAAUAGUGAGUUGAAUUUCUUUAACAAUGACACAACACACAUCUACGAGCAGCCAACGACCAAGGUGACAACGACUGCAGCAGCCGGCUCCUUGAAGCAGCAACGUUCGCUGGGCCACACACAUAGUCCGAGUGAGUCGCAAUACUCGUUAGAACGGCAACACGGCAAUGCGUCGGGACGUGAGAGUAUGACGCCGGAAGGCGCAAGUGGCGAUUAUCGCAGCGAGCAUGUCUACCGACAUCCGCAUACGCGGGAGUCAUCACGAGAGGGAGGAAAACGUUGCAGCGGCAGCAGCAGUAGUCGCAACAGUAAAAGAUUUACCACACCAACAAAAACAUCCUUGCCAACAACUCAGUUACCAACAGCGACGCCAACGAAACCGCAACAAAAAAACAUUUUGAAACGUCAGGAGGCGCUGCUGAAAUCUCCAACCACCUGUUCGUUUUGGCCAAAUUGUGGCGCUUGUGCUGCAAAUGCUGUGACACACGCACACCCGCACGCCACAGCCAAACGGCACACCUCCCUGCAGGAUUCCCAACAAUUGUCAUUGAAUUGUGAGCGCACAGCCGUAAGCAACCCGUCUUUGUGUCGCAAUCAUUCCGCACGUGCAGCCAAUGGUUCAAUCGAAUCAGUGUCAUACGUGAAAAGUGCGCGUGACAAGAACUCGCCUCACACCUCAAACACACCACACAGCGCGAGCAUUUCCACAAUCAGUGUCAAUUCUAAUUUCAACAAUGUCGGGUCACAUAAAGCAAUUCGCCGCCGUGGUAGUAGUGUUGCCGAGUCGCAAACAAGCAAAACAUUGGCAGGUGUCACUCGUAGUAAAACACAAUGGACGCUUUUGUGUAGCGGUGCUACGCUUAUGGAUAGCAUAGAAGAGUGUAACUCUACUAGGGGUGGAGCAUCAGCAGCAAUAAACAAGAGUGCAGCCAAUUACAGCAACAACAAACUUACAGUAGAUACCAAGAACACAAGUGACAACUUGUCUGCGUCUGUUCCUGCUGUCAAAUCGACCACUUUACCGUUAGCUGGCACUUCAACGAUAUUUUUAGGCGAUUUCGAAAUGCCAAUAACGCGCGACCGUGAAACAAAUAUGACGAGUAAGAAAUAUAGCCGAGAACGUGAUCGGGAACGGGAACGAAGUCGUGCGCCCGAAUACACUCGACUUCCGUUACAGCGAGAUAUUUUAAGCGUAGACGACUACCGAACGAUUAACGAAAUACAAAAUAAUGAUGACUUCGAUAUUCAUGUUCGCGAUGAGAUAUACGAUUCGAUUUACGCAAGGCAGCGCGAAGCUGUGGAGAUAAAUAGCUGCAACAUGGUGGCAACUAGAACUAAAACCAGCAAAUAUGUACCGACAGCUGCAGUAAAAGUAAUGGAAACAGCUACAAAAACCGCAACAUCAACAACAUCAGCUUUCACCGAACAUGCAAAACCAUUGCCAGCAACGCCAACAACUGUUACUGCUGCAGCAGCGUGUGGUAUGCCACUUAUGCGCGCUCGUGACUGGCAAAGCAUCUCACUGCCGAAUAUUUUGUUAUCGAGUUAUGG